Alosa alosa (allis shad) is the source of this 3296-nucleotide messenger RNA. RefSeq names its product Bardet-Biedl syndrome 9 (gene bbs9). Gene Ontology annotation, biological process: cilium assembly. The record is from RefSeq and is a predicted model, not a curated record. Bases 129 to 3188 code for a protein of 1019 amino acids. Lineage: Eukaryota; Metazoa; Chordata; Actinopteri; Clupeiformes; Clupeidae. Gene Ontology annotation, cellular component: membrane; BBSome. The transcript is spliced from 25 exons.
CAACAGGGAGAUGGCUUCACUGUGAUGUUAGUUGCUACAGACAUGGCAGCGAUAGCGAUGUGAUUUUUUCGAAACACCCUUGUUGGAUUACUUUAAUCGAAAGCUGUCGGGUUUAAACGAGCUCCAGCAUGUCUCUGUUCAAAGCGCGCGACUGGUGGGCCACAGUCCUGGGAGAGGGCGAGGAGUUCGACCAGGGCUGCCUGUGUGUGGGGGACGUGGACAACAGUGGAACCGGGUUUGAUAAAGUAGUGGUGGGGAGCUACAUGGGGAUGCUCCGGAUCUUCUCCCCUCACCUGUCCAAACCCGGCGAGCCGUCCGAGGCAGAUGCCCAGCUGCUCGAGGUGCACCUCAGAGACCCCAUCAUCCAGGUGGAGCUGGGCAAGUUCGUCUCGUGUUCAGAACUCCUUCACCUGGCUGUGCUGCAUCCCAGGAAGGUCUCCGUCUAUGCGGUAUCAGGCAUGGCUGGAAACGUUGAGCACGGUGACCAGUACCAGCUGCGGCUGGUGUACGAGCACAACCUGCAACGCACGGCCUGCAACAUGACCUACGGGUCCUUUGGAGGAGUCACAGGUCAUCACUUCAUUUGUAUCCAGUCGAUGGAUGGGAUGCUGAUGUUCUUUGAGCAGGAGACCUACGCUUUUGGACGCUUCUUGCCGGGCUUCCUGCUCCCGGGGCCGCUGUGCUACUGCGCCCACACCGACACCUUCCUCACGGUCUCCUCCGCCCGCCAGGUGGAGAGCUAUAGGUACGAGACACUGGCCGUCGCCACGGACGCAGACACCAGACACGAGGGCGAGCAGCAGAGUAAGAGUUCUGGGAAGAGACUGCAGGCUGACUGGACUCUGAUUCUGGGCGAGGGGGCCCUGGACAUCUACAUCCUGUCCUUCUCGUCGUCGUCCCACUCCAUCUUUGUGCUGGGCGAGCGGAGCCUGUACUGCCUGAAGGACAGCGGGCAGAUCCGCUUCAUGAAGAAGCUGGAGUACAACCCCAGCUGCUUCUUCCCCUACGCCGCAGUUGGCGAGGGGACGAGCAACGUGCUAAUGGCUAACCAUAACAACAUGCUGCUGGUCUAUGAGGAUAUCACCCUCAAGUGGGCCGCCCAACUGGCCUGUGUACCUGUGGCUGUGCGGGUCGCCAACUUCCAAGAGCUGAAGGGCCUGGUGGUAACCCUGAGCUCCGAAGGCCAUCUCCAGUGCUCUUACAUGGGCACGGACCCCUCCUUCUUCACCGCGCCCAAGGUGGAGGCCCGUGAAGUCAACUACGAGGAGGUGGACGCCGAGAUGCGGUCGCUGCAGAAGAUCAUCAGAGAGACCACCAGGACCCAGGACAUCCUUCCAAGGGCAGACAUAGAGGAUGACUUGAUUAUCACAGCCUCCGUCUCCACAGAUUUGGAUGCCGUCUCGCAAGCCCUCCUCCCUGAGAUCAACGGCACGGCUGUCCCCUCCGUCACUGUUCAGAUCAAGGUGAAGAGUCGGAACGCAGUGCAGAGCCCCAAGAUAACUGUGUGUGUUCAGCCCCCGUUGGCCGUCUCACAGGACCAGUUUGUCCUGGACUCUCUGGGCGCCGGUGCUCAGACGGUGGUGACCCUCUCGGCCUUCUUGGACGGGCUCUACCCGCCGGCCGACCUGACUGGAGACGUGGCCGCGUACUACAGUUCCCCCACAGAGCUCAACCCCGCAGGCGUUCCACGGGUGACCCAGUGUAAAUUCUCCCUGCCCCUCCGGCUGCUGUGCUCCCCGACCGCACCCCUCAAGAGCGCCAAGUACAAGAUCACCGUGGACACCAACAAACCGCCCGUCAACCUCAACCAAGUCUUCCCAGAGUUUGCAGUGAAGUCUGAUGACAAGGAGGGGGGAGCACUGGCCUUCCGCUUCAUCACUGGCUCCAGUGUGUCUGUGCUGGCCUCCAAGUCCUCACAGCGCUACAGGAUUCAGAGUGAGAACUUCGAGGACAUGUGGCUGAUUGCCAAAGAGCUGGUGCAGCGCUUCGACGGGCACUUUGCCAAGCAGGGGGUCAAUGACUUCCGCAACAGCUUUGCUGGGCCCAUCCCACUGGCAGAGUACUUUGAGAUAGUGGACCACCACUUUGAGUUACGUGUGAAUGCCGAGAAGUACCAGGACCUGCUGUCGGAGCGGGCGGUUCAGUUCAGGGCCAUCCAGCGCCGACUCCUGACCCGCUUUAAGGACAAGACCCCGGCCCCGCUGCAGAACCUGGACACACUGAUGGAGGGCACUUACCGGCAGGUGAUUGCGUUGGCGGAUCGUGGGAGGAGAACAUUACAACCUGCGCCAGGUUGCUGUCUGUCUGUGCAGCCGCCCACCUGGUCAUCGUGUUGCCCUACCUCCGCCCGCCACCCACCCACCACUCACCAUCCCCUCGGGGUCUGUGGCUGCAAGCGCAGCACUGAGUGCCAGGACCCAGAGGCUGAUUACCUGUCAUUAGGCGUCAUUAAGGCCGAUCUGGAUGGCGGCAGGGGGCAGCGUGACGGCCCCACGCCCUGGGCUCCUGGCUGGGAGGAGAGUGUGGAUGCGGCAGUGUCCCACCUGCUGCGGACGUGUCUUUCGCGCAGCUCCAAGGACCAGGCCACAGCGCUGACCACCGUGCAGCUGAGCAUGCCCAAAGACACGGCCCGCCUCAAAAAGCACAUCACGCUCCUGUGCGACCGCCUGGGCAAGGGUGGACGCCUCUCACUUUCCUCGGAUGCCAACGUGCCCACGCCCGUCAUGAUGCCAGGUGGAUGUGAGCCCAUCUCGGAGACCCCAGCAGAGGUGGAGCAGGACCAGGAGGAGCCUCCCCUGCAGCAGGAGUUGGCCGCCAAGUUCAUCAAGAAGAAGCAGCCGUCCAAGAAGGUCAAGAGCAAGUCAGAUUCUUCUAAAGAAUCGUCGAAAGAAGGGAAGAAAGAGUCCUCGAAAGAGAGUAAGAAGGAAAGCUCAAAGGAACCUGGGAAGGAGAAGGAAUCCAAGAAGGUGUCUUCGAAAGAGUCGUCAAAAGAGUCCUCGAAGGACACCAAGGAGUCAUCCAAAGAGUCAAAGAAGGAGUCAAAGAAGAAGGAGUCUACAAAGGAUUCUGGGAAAGAGGCAGGAGCCAAGGAGGAAGGCAAGGAGGGUCUGAAGGAGCCGACGAAAGUGAAGAGGAAGACGUCGGUGAAGAAGGAGAAGAAGAAAGAGCCCGAGGCAGGAGAGGGUUGAUGGAGCCAUGGCACUCCAAACACAGAUGCACGCUCUCUCUCUCACACACACACACACACACACACACACACACAUACACACACACACACAUACUCAGUCAUGUUUAUA